AGACUUCCGGGGCGAGGUGACGUCUCCAGGGUUCCUUCCUCCGUGAACUCCAGGUCGGGGACAGGUGGAAGGUCUUGGGACGGGGAGCAGUGAAUAUUGCUAGGCGGACACGGCUCGAUGAAGAGAGAUCUAAGAAAGAACUGGGACUGGCGGGAGAAAGUGAAUUGAAAGGAACCUGCCCUACGACUGCAAUCAAACCAGAUGCCUUCUUUCACUUCACCAGACCAAGAAGAUGACCUGGAGGCCUGUGUUUUAAGAUUUUCCGACCUAGAUUUAAAAGACACAAGGCUUAUCAAUCCCAGUAGCAGUCUCAAAGCAGAGUUAGAUGUCAGUACAAAGAAGAAAUAUCCGUAUGCCAAGAAAAAGGCAUUUGCCCUUUUCGUCAAAACCAAAGAAGUUCCAGCAUGUCCUCUUGAAUGUAAAGAAAAAUGGUGGCGAUGCUGUCAGCAGCUCUUCAGAGACCAGAUCAGCAUCCACAGACACGUGGCAACACAGCAUGCUGAUGAGAUUCGCCACCAGACUGCUUCUGUGUUACAGCAGCUGGCUGUGACAUUGAACACCUCAAAAAGCCUUAAGUCUGAGGACAAUAGGAUCCCUCUACAAGAGGACUUCUCCUGUAAUCCUGAUGUGUCUAUCUGGCUUCCUGAUAUAAGCUGCUUUACCCCUGAUGAGCUGAUAAGCGGCCAGGGCAGUGAUGGAGGAGAGGUGCUGCUUUAUUACUGCUACCGUGACCUGGAGGACCCCCACUGGGUGUGUGCCUGGCAGACAGCUCUGUGUCAGCUCCUGUCCCUCACGGGCAAGGUUCGAAUUGCUACAGAAGGAAUCAAUGGGACAGUUGGUGGAAGCAAACUCGCCACCAGACUCUAUGUGGAAGUCAUGCUUUCCUGUCCAUUGUUUAAGGAUUAUAUGUGUAAGGAUGAUUUUAAGACCAGCAAAGGAGGGGCUUGCUGUUUUCCAGAAUUGCGUGUUGGUGUAUUUGAAGAAAUUGUGCCCAUGGGGAUCAGUCCCAAUAAGAUCUCCUACAAGAAGCCUGGAAUCCAUUUAUCCCCAGGUGAAUUUCAUAAAGAAGUAGAAAAAUUUUUGUCUCAGGCAAAUGAAGAACAAAGUGAUACUAUCUUACUGGACUGCAGAAACUUCUAUGAAAGCAAAAUAGGACGAUUCCAGGGCUGCUUAGCCCCAGACAUCAGGAAAUUCAGUUACUUCCCUAGCUACAUUGACAAAAAUCUGGAACUUUUCCAAGGGAAGAAGGUGCUGAUGUACUGCACUGGGGGCAUCCGGUGUGAGCGGGGUUCCGCCUACCUCAAGGCCAAGGGCGUGUGCCAGGAAGUGUUCCAGCUCAAAGGGGGCAUCCACAAGUACCUGGAGGAGUUUCCCGAUGGUUUCUACAAAGGGAAGCUGUUUGUUUUUGAUGAGCGCUAUGCCUUAUCCUACAACAGUGAUACAGUGUCAGAAUGUUCAUACUGUGGAGUCCCAUGGGACCAGUAUAAACUCUGCUCAACUCCCCAGUGCCGCCAGCUCAUCUUGACCUGCCCUGCUUGCCAACAACAAGGAUUCACAGCCUGUUGUGUCACAUGUCAAGACAAAGGGAGGAGGUUGGCUUUGAGUCCCACCCAGAACAGCUUUAAAGAGGAAUGUGAGUGUACUGCCCGACGGCCACGCAUACCCAGCGAGCUGCCACGGCAGGUGUGGCUCCCCAUGAGCCCCGAGCUGAAGCCAGAUAUUGGUGAGGAUGGGCCACGCAUAUGUGAGGAGAAGCAGCACUUCCCCAGGCCUGCACAAAGCUAGUUCACAGUGACCACACAUUGGAAAAUAUCAGAGCUGCAGCAGCAAAAAAACUUGAACUUGAAUGCUGGUUUUGCCAGCAUCAUAAACUGGAUACCAUAUUGGCCACCUAAGCUUAAGAGGGGCCAGGAAGAGGGGGUAGGGUGCUGACAACUUACCUGAGACAUUUGACUCAGAAGAUGCCCGAACACAGGAAAAGGUGAGCUGUGUAGGAUCCCAGUGCUGCUGGGGGAGAGAGCCUUGAGCCUGGUGACCAGGUCAUGCCCUUUCUGUGCCAUGCAGCAGGCUGGUAAUAGUUACUUGUCUCGUCAGCAGACCGGUUGAUCCUGGUGGCAAAAGCAUGAAAGCUAUGUCCUUGGAGGGAGACUCCUUGGAAGCAGGCCAUUCCUGCUACCUACCAUCACCUACCAUCCGCUCCUACCCUCAUCCCUAAAUCAGGAUCUGCAGAAUAGGGCAUUUGACUGGCCUUCUGGUUUUGUAAAUAGUUUUAGUGGAAUAGCCACACCCAUUGAUUUGUAUAUGAUCUGUGGCAGAAUUAAGUAGUUACAACAGAGACCAUACGGUCUGCAAAGCCAAAAACGUUUGCGAUCUGGCCCCUUUAUGGAAAAAAAUAGCCAUCCCCUGGUCAAAACCCAACAGCUCACCUGAUGGAGCAGAUGAUCUGAAAGGUUGCCCACCUUCAUUGUUUUGAUUCGAUUUCUGUGAGUGAUCUCCCCCUAAGAGUCCCUGUUUCCCCCCCAGUACCCACACUCUUAGCUUUUAAGUACAGUCUUUGAGAGAUUCAUAUUAGCUUGAGGACCCUGAUGUUUGGGCAGUUUGGACGUGAACGUGCCGGGAUAUAAACACAUUCGGAGUGAGGCCAUUCGGCACUGCUGGGGUAGUCUCCCGGCCUCUGGCCAAUGUGUCAGGCGCAUGUCCAUGUCACACGAGCCACAAGAAACACAUACACGACCAUCCAUAGACCAACAGAUUUAAUAUUAUAUUGCAGUUUCCAGUGAUGCAGAAUGCAGCCGCAGUUGUGUUUCAAGAAGCCUAGUGGGGCUGGCCAUCCCAGCAGCGUGGUGCCACUCCCGGCCCGCCCGUAGCCUCAGUAGACACUCUUCCAUCUCGGGGAGGCCCUGGCUGCACCUCCGGUUACCCUGCACUGGCCGCGUCAUUACAGUUCAGUGUGUGAGACUUUUCCUUCCUCGUCAAAAGCCUCUGCUCAGUGCUCUGCAGCUUGGUUUACGCUUGUCAGAUCUUUGGCCUGUCCUUUAUCAUAAGAUUUGCUGAAUCACUCAGGAAAAUAACUCCCAAGCAACAGACAUGCUAGUUUAACUGGCACUGUGGUAUAUUAAAAGGCACAAGGGCAUAGUGGCUUAACAUUUUUGCUGGAUCCCAAGAGAUGCACAUGAUGUUAAAAAGGGAUCUGGCAGAAACACCAUAAUUACAUUUUCAGAAUCAUCAUCUUGGGAUGGUUUGGCCAGGGUUUCCUAAUUCUUUAAUAUCUGGAUUUUCUUCACCGUUGGCCUUCAGAGGCUUUCUUUACAGGCAUGAUCAGUGAUGUCUUGUCUAAUGAAUGUCGUGACACAUGGUUGAAAUCUGUAAGCAUAGCUGCGAUGGACUAGAAAUUUCUCUAGUGUUUUACCUCACGUUAGCCAUCGGACCACCGUGCAAUGUGGAAGGGUGUUUUCAAGUAUUUGGCCAUAGGUUUUCACAUCGUUGCAGUUGACAUUCAAUAAGGAAAAAAUUCUUUCCAAUUCCAAUAUCAAAUUGUAAAUAAAUCCCAGAUGUUCAUAAAGAACACUCAGGGAAAUGUUUGUUGCCUGGGAUUGGGAAAGAAAGGACGUUUUUUGAAACCUGAAAUUUCACCAUUGGCUUUUUCAUCAUUUCCUCGUAUCCAGCAAAAGGAAUCUCAUUCCUGGAUUCCUGGCAGAGCUCUGUGGCUUCAAUCUCUCUUUCUUGAAGGGCAGAAUUGUGUUCCUGACCCAGUAAUCUAUUUGGCAACUUUAAUCUUGAGGUUCUUCAAAUUUAAAGGAGGAUUAAUAGAGAACGAUGAUCUGUUUGCUAAAUACUAAAAUCAAAUUCAUAAUAAAGUAUUUUAUAAUGCGUCUCAGCCAUGCGGAAGAGUGGGCUGUUCGUUCCUGUGGUACACAUGCUAAAUACCCCUGAAACACCACGCAGUGAGGCCACCAAAACUGGGCUCCCAGGGCUAAGUCCUGCUGCUAGAACAACUUCAGUAAGAUCUGUUGGUUUGGGGUCUUCUUAGUUUUUAAAUAAUAACCAGACUGAACUUCUGUGACUAAAGAAAAACUUCACAUUAACCAUAGUUUAUAAAAUUUUCAACUACAACCAUUAGUUAACCUAAACCUUAGUGCAUCAAGAACUGAACCACAAAAGGGUUCUGUGCCGGCAUUUUGCCUUCUGGUUUCCACUGCAGAGCACGGAUGAUCAGUAGGACAUGUGCAGUUCAAAGGCGCCGUCCUCCCCUCCACACACUAGACACCACUUCGGACCUUGGGAAUGAUGGGCCCAGUCAAGUCUGCGAGCCUCCUCUUCCUCACUGGAAAGGAAUGGAGAUGAGAAAUAAGCCAGCUGACCCUGUGCUCUGGGAACCACCUCUAUGGCUCUGAGAAAGCCCUAGGAAGCUUCUCGCUAACUUUUCUGUUAGCAAGGUCCAAUGUCUGUUGUUUCUAAAGGAUGGUUAUGUGUGAGCUGUGUAAGGGCCCUCCUGCUGGUCAGCAUUCCCUGAUGAGGGCUGCUUGUUGACUCAUUCAUAAACUACUGCUAAGCCUCUGACCACACAGGCGUAAAACCCGCUUUAUCUGUCUCCACUGUGUUUGGUUUUAUACCAGAGGCCCUGCAGUUGAAGAUCUUUCCUCCCAGAGGCUCAGAUAAGGGCCAAAGUUCAGUUGAUGGUCAUGAGAGUAGGGUCUUAACCUGCUGGAAUCAUUUCCCACAGCUCCUUCUGAGUUCUGGCCUGCCUCCUGUCUUAUUAAAAAAAAAUAAGUUUCCACCCUUGAAGAUUACCCUGCAGUAUCUGUGUCCCCUUAGUGUUAACCCUGACAUUUUCCCAGAGGCAAGACAACAGAAGCUCAAAUACUGUUCACUUAACAAAGUUGUUAAAUGCCAUAAAGAGGAAAGUGCAAGCCAGAAGGUUGCAGGCUGGAGUCGUUACAUGUUGAGUGACAGAGAGGAGGAAGGGGGGCCCUGUGUUGUCACAUGGGAGAGUGUUUUGAAAGAAUUUCAGUGUCUGCAGAUGGCAGACCAAGGAGCCGGCUAGAUCCGCCCCAAGAGAAAGGUCCAAAAGUCCGGAGAACCAGUAGGUGGCAGUCAAGGAGGCUGCUGGUGGCCGUGGCAGCCAAGGAAAGAAGUCUGUACUUAGAUGUCUUCCAUUUCCUGAGCUGAGCCAGUAGACCUGCGGCCUCCAGAUCGUCGCAAGCUCCAUCAAGAACCUGGUCAGCUUGUGCGGGACACGGAGAAUAACAGAGCAGAAGUUGCUGGGAAGGGGUGGUAUGGGGUUGUGGCUGGGAGCCGGAGCACACAGUUCACCCAGACUGGGGCUGGAGUUCAGCCUGUCCCUGAGCUCCUACCCACCCCUCCACCCCUGUCAGAGAAUAAUGAAUGCAAAUCGGUGGGCUCUCUUCCCGGAGAGAAGACACUGCAUCCAGCCCAGGCCCCAGACACCAUUAGAAUGUCUAGCAGCUUGGGAGAAAAGGUCAGGGAACAAAAACCACAACCCGAAGAGCAGAGAAGUUUCGUCCAAAGUGACCAGAGAGUUUACAUGAGCCAGACAUGUAAGUAUCAGCACAUGAGCUGUGCAAGCAUAUGCCCCACAGGGCGGUCCUCAUUACACCUCUUCUACAUCCAGAACCUCACCGGAGCCCGCCACCAGUUCUGGUCAGCAUUGUUCUCUUUCCCACAUUACGGAGCAGGAGAGUACGGCAGAGAGGCUACAUUUCAUGCCCGAAGCGGUAAAGCUGGUCCUAGACAGACCCAGGGUGUGUAGCUCAUCUGAAGCCUCAGCCCAGCACCUCCCUCAGGACAAUCUGGGACUGUCUACAUAGGGCCUACACAGCUGAUUCUUACAAGAGCAUCCGCAAAUUUCCCCUGGAGAACAAAAGGGAGCGAGAACCCCUAAGAGCUAGUGGCAGAAUCAGGAUGGGAACCUGAGUCCCCAGCCCAUGGUUCAGGAUACAGACAGGGAUCCCAGGUUUCUUUUCCCCACCACGUGCCCUCACUGUGUACCCUGGGCAGGAGCCCCACAGCUCCCCUAGCCCUGGCUCUCAUGGGGACCGCAUGGGGGAAAAGGGCAAGGCAGCCACCUGCUUAGGUGUUACUCUUUUCCAUUUUAAUGAUGAAGGAAAUUGAGGCCAAGAGAGGGAAGUAAGUUGGCCCAAGUCACGGGGAAUAAGUGACGGAAGCAGAAGCCCAGGUCUCCCAACAUCUUCCUUCAAUUCAAUCUGCUUUUUACUUCCAUUAGAGCAAAAUCCUUAUCAUGGCAAUAGCCAGACCUGUUCGCUGGGACAGAUGGAAUCUUUGGGUGUCUGGACCAACCUCUAUCUGCUGCUCAAGCUCCUUCCACCACUUCCUGCCAAGCUCGAACUCCUCUAUCAUGUCUUUGGGAAGCAUUUUAAAUUCACAUGUUCAAUAAUAUUCACCGAGUGCCAUUAUGUGCCAGGCACAAGGAUCAGAAGUAAUGAUCUAGCUUAACAGGGCACCAAGCUAGACCAACAGUGAGUUUGAGAACAUACUAUGUGUUCCCCAGUAGCUCUCUAUCAGGUAUGAGGCAUAAUGAAGGAAGUGGUCGGAAGGACGGCAGGGAACGUGUGCACCGAGUCUGGAAGGAUAAAGGGGCAGACUGAGAAGGGAAGGGGCGGGUUAGGAGUAGGGGCCCUCUACAGGGAUACUUUGGCCAGGGUCACUGGGAGGCACUCAAGCUCCCGGGACCGGCUGGUGCUAAUAUGGGGUGAGAGAAUGGCUUGUCAGGGGACAGAGAAGUCCCAGCACAUCCUCACCACGAAGGCAGAUGGGGGCACAGGCUCUGAGGUCCGACUGCAGCUCAAACCCCACCUGCACCCACGGACUGCAGGUAACCUUACCUACUUCUCCAGUCCUCCACUUCCUUCCUGCAGAGUGGGCGGUAGUAAUGGGACCUCACUCAGCCAGUUGUUGGGGGCCUCACGUGGUUAAGUAAGACAGGAAGUGUGCACGGCGGCACCUGGCACUCAGGAGGCGUGGUGUACGUAUCAGCUCUGACUACUGAGGGACGUGUUGAGGACUGUCCCCUGAGGGAAGAGGGAGCCCAGCAAGGGUACUAAGCAAAGUGACAGACAAACUCUGGGAUGGGCGCUCUGUGAGAGUUGCUGGCCAGCUCACAGAAGUUGCAGGACAAGAGGCGAAUGUGCUGAGGGCUUGGCACGAGGCAGGGCAAGGGGGAUGGCCCGGAGAGGGCUGACUGGCUGCGUGGGAGCAGCAUAUAGACAGAGGCCCAGAUUUCGGGCUUGGAGGCCUGUGAGGAAAGUAAUACCCUUUGUAUGAGUAGUUCUGGGGGAUGAUGAAAUUGAUUUGGGGUACAUGGUGUCUGGGGUGCUUUUUAGAAAAGCCUUCCUUGAGAAUACAGCAGAAGAGAGACUUCCCCAGGAACGGGUGUUUCCUGCUCUGAAACAGGUUAGCCCUCGUCCCCACCCCACCUCCACACAUACAACGGUCUUAAGUUGGAGCUGGCAAUUCUGAGUUCAUUAAGUGGAGAGAGCUUUGGAGGCAGAUUUACAGGACCCGAGAGCCAUGCUUAGCUCUCAGCUAUAAAUAGUGUAGAGGUAGGAGUCAUCUGAGGUAUCGCUAUACGAAAACAUAGAUGGGGACCCGCGGUUCCUCCCUGACACGGCCGUGCAGCUGGCCGCUCAGUGCAAAGGAUGGGAAGGACCGAAGACACACCAGCCGGAAUGGGUCCCGGCAGGCUGCAUGUAAGCAGAGGCACAGGCUGACCUCUGGCCUUGGGGAUCGAACAGCCCCCAAGGAAGAGCCCACCCACCCUGCAGUCUCAGAAGGCAAAGUCAUUUUUGGACACUGUAUCAGAUCCUUUCAGCAGCCAGCAGGAAUAAACGCUCGGAGAGCUUGAAAACAACAGGCACCUGGAA
This is a messenger RNA of Mustela erminea (ermine), 7901 nucleotides long. RefSeq names its product thiosulfate sulfurtransferase like domain containing 2 (gene TSTD2). The transcript is spliced from 11 exons. The record is from RefSeq and is a predicted model, not a curated record. The coding region runs from base 202 to 1785 and encodes 527 amino acids. NCBI's taxonomy places the organism in Eukaryota, Metazoa, Chordata, Mammalia, Carnivora, Mustelidae.